Messenger RNA from Strongylus vulgaris, 864 nucleotides. Lineage: Eukaryota; Metazoa; Nematoda; Chromadorea; Rhabditida; Strongylidae. The record is from the annotation of a GenBank genome assembly.
AUGGGAUCCAUUAUUCCUCCUAAUAGUAAGGCUGCUCUUGAUCUACAAUCUGGUGUUCUUCACGCAGCUGACGAGAAGGACUUCAAAACAGCAUUUUCAUAUUUCUAUGAGGCAUUUGAAGGAUACGAUUCGGUUGAUGAAAAGAAUUUGGCUCUACUAUCUUUGAAAUAUAUGCUUCUAUGCAAGGUCAUGCUUGAUUUGCCAGAUGAUGUAAAUACGCUGUUAACGGGUAAACUUGCCCUUAAAUAUUCUGGCACUGAUCUGGAAGCUAUGCGAGCCAUCGCUGCGGCCGCGAAGAAGCGAAGUCUUGCAGAUUUCAACACCGCUUUUGGUGCUUACCCUCAGGAGUUGCAAAUGGAUCCAGUUGUGCGCAAACAUUUCAACUCUUUGAGUGAAAGAAUGCUGGAAAAGGAUCUCUGCCGCAUUAUUGAACCAUACUCCUACGUCCAGAUUGAUCACAUAGCGAAUAGCAUUGGUAUUGAUCGAGAAAAGAUCAAAAAUGUCAUACCUUUCAAAUUUAUGCGCUUCUGUUCUUUAUCUCAAAAUUGCUUCUCUGGUGUUUCGCAGCAUCAUAGUUCUUGUGUAGAAGUUUUAGAUGUGAAUAAGAUGCCUGAUUCUUGCUCAGGUCGAACAAUGAGUUUUCAGUACAGUUGCCCACAUUAUUUAGUUGUUCAUGUGGAAAAGAAACUCUCACAAAUGAUUCUUGACAAGAAAUUCAGCGGUUCAUUACAUCAAGGCGACGGAAUGCUGAUUGUUUAUGACGUUUCAUCACCGGACGCCACAUAUGAAACGGCACUUAAAACGAUUCACGCGAUGGGUGAGGUGGUUGAUGCCUUGUACCAACGAGCGGGCAAAAUUCGAUAG